CACACACAAUCCUGCCUAUAGCCACCAUGUCUCCUCAGCCUACCUUAGCCACCACCACCACGCCUGCUACUGGGCCUAACCCUUCCUAUUACCAAACAGCUCCUGUUAGCCAAGAGAGUAUCCAGCGAACGGAGGUUCUUCUCCACCUGUACGCCUACCAGCACACCCAAGGAAAACCAAAUGCUAACCAGACUGUCAUAGUGGAUCCAAAGCUCCCCGCGUGUUUCGGUGCCCUUGCUGCUAAUGACUGGACCAUAUAUGAUGGCACUUGCACCAAUGCAAACCUUGUUGCGCACGCUCAAGGUUUGCACAUUGGUGCUGGUAUGACCAAAGAAAAUUGGUUCAUUUGUUUCAACAUGGUGUUUGUGGACCGAAGGUUUAUGGGUUCCAGCUUCAAGGUGAUGGGAGAUUUUCGAGGAAACGAAGGUGAAUGGGCAAUUGUUGGUGGGACGGGAGAGUUUGCAUAUGCACAAGGUGUCAUAACCUUUAACAAGACCUGGUCGGCCCAGGCAAAUGUCAGGGAGCUUCAUGUUCGUGCUUUGUGUCUGUCCUUCUCAAAAGCACCGGAAACACCGUGCUCAAGGACACCACGGCAGAGCUCUGUCACCAAGAUCGGCCCAUGGGGUAAAAUAAGUGGAGAAUUUCUUGACGUUCCCACGACACCACAACGUCUAGAGUGUGUGACCAUUCGCCAUGGAGUUGUCAUUGAUUCACUUGCAUUUUCCUUCGUCGACCAAGCUGGUGGACAACAUAACGUUGGCCCAUGGGGUGGGCCAUGCGGGGACAACAAGGACACGAUUAAACUUGGUCCAUCGGAGAUUGUGACAGAAGUCUCUGGAACGAUUGGUGUAUUUGGAGCAGCCAAUGUCGAGUACAAUGCCAUAACAUCACUAACCAUUACCACAAAUGUCCGCACGUACGGGCCCUUUGGAGAACCGCAGUGUACUCGUUUCAGUGUUCCCGUGCAGGACAAAAGCAGCAUCGUGGGUUUCUUCGUGUGCGCUAGGAAAUACGUGGAGGCGCUCGGGGUUUACGUGUGUCCACCUAUUUCAAACUAGUCCCGAAGUGCUUCACACUCGGUGUGCCUUCCACCUUUCUAUGUUGUGCCAAUAAAGUAGGUUAUAUACUUUUGGUGUAAUGCUAUGCCCCCCCCCCCAAGUGUGAUGGUUUUCAUAUCAGCAAGAAGUUUCUCUUGCUACUAUAUGCAAAAUAAGGUUGUGUCUUUGUCGAGGUAAAUUUUACCACGCUUGCCAUAUUGUACUUUAUUGGAAAAAUAAAUAAUGAGGCAGAGGCAUGCAAAUAUUUUUAUGAUAAA
Messenger RNA from Triticum aestivum (bread wheat), 1315 nucleotides. RefSeq lists its product as uncharacterized. NCBI's taxonomy places the organism in Eukaryota, Viridiplantae, Streptophyta, Magnoliopsida, Poales, Poaceae. The coding region runs from base 27 to 1058 and encodes 343 amino acids. The transcript is spliced from 4 exons. Gene Ontology annotation, molecular function: carbohydrate binding. The record is from RefSeq and is a predicted model, not a curated record.